Schistosoma rodhaini is the source of this 2331-nucleotide messenger RNA. The record is from the annotation of a GenBank genome assembly. NCBI's taxonomy places the organism in Eukaryota, Metazoa, Platyhelminthes, Trematoda, Strigeidida, Schistosomatidae.
AUGAAUGAGAUAUCAUUUAUAUCAAACGUAUUAAAUGAAUUACAGAAUGAUGAUAAUUUCGGGAACAAUGUUGAAUUUUCAUUAUGCAAGCAAAAAUACUCGUCUACUCUUUUAUCAAGAUCAAAAGUAUCAUCAGAAAUAAAUGAAGCGUUAUCAUUAUCAUCAUCACAAAUGAUCAUAAGAUCUGUCAAGAGAAAUGUUAAAAAACCUAAUCAGAUAAGUGGUAAUACACUAUCUGACUUAAAUUGUACUCAAAGUUCAAGUUCUUACAGUAGAGAAUUCUGUCGUUUAUUCACACACACAAUAUCAUCUAAAAGUGACAUGAAAACGGAAAUAGAUUGCGUCAGAAACUUGAUAAAUGUACAACCUAUUACUCCUAUCACAAACAUAUCUAAUUCAAGUACUUUAUUUUCACGUUUAAUCAACUAUGCUAUUCAUGGGCAUUUACGUGUAUGUCAUUUUCGAAGCAUUUGUUGGCGUAUAUUUCUUGGCAUUCUACCCAAUGAUGUAAGUCAAUGGUCGAAACAAUUAAAAAAAGACAGAGAAUAUUUUACCAUGUUAAAUUGUCGAAUUAAUAUUAAUCCACAUAAUAAUCACAUAAAAUCAGAUGAUCAUCCAUUAUCUUAUAGUAGAACAAGUUUGUGGAAUAAAUAUUUCUACUCAUUAAAAGUAAAACGUUUAAUAGCAAAAGAUGUUAAUAGAACAUUUCCAAAAGUGGAAUAUUUUCAUAACCAAAUUAUACAUAAUAUUAUGAUUGAUUUAUUGUAUAUUUAUACGGAACAUGAGAAUAUUUCUUAUCAACAAGGUAUGCAUGAAAUAUUAGCACCUUUAUUAUUUGUUUUACACUGUGAUCUAACUGCAUUUGAACAUGUUGUAGAAAUGAAAAUUAUACCAUCUAAUUUAUGGAAUGAUUUAAAUUAUAUUAUGAAUAAGGAAUACUUUCAAGCUGAUGUUUAUAUGAUGUUUGCAAAAAUUAUGAGUUCUGUCAAAAAUUGGUAUCCUCAAACAAAACUAUCAACUUAUGAUCAUGACAAAAGAAUAAGAAGACGUACAGUUAUAGGAUUACCAACAGCAAUAACACUUUUAAAAUCAGAAGCAAAUUCAACCUCCAAUGACCCAGAACAAAUUCGCAUGGUUACUAAUACAAUACAAAACAAUAUUGAUAAUAAUAAUUCUAAAUAUUUUAAAAUUUACGACGACAACAAUAACGACGAAUUAGAUGGAGAGGAUCAUGAAGAAAUUAAAAAUGACAGUGAAAGUGAUGAAGUCAUCGAAAAAUUUGAAAAGCAGAAUGAAGAUGAAUUAAAACAACCUGACUGCGGAAAUCAACACACGUUUCAUUUCGAUCAGCAAGAACAUUCUAAACAUAACUGUUCAGGAGAUUGUUUUUUAGAACAAAUACACAAACAAUUAUUGUUGAGACACAACCCAUUAUUAUACAACCAUUUGAAAAAAUUAGAAAUAUCACCAAAAUUAUUUGGCUUAAAAUGGAUACGUUUACUAUUUGGUCACGAAUUCCCCCUACAAGAUUUAUUAUAUAUCUGGGACUGUAUAUUUGCCAUAAACAAUAAUUUAGCAUUUGUUCCUUAUAUGUAUUUAAGUAUGCUGUUACGUUUAGCGCCAACAUUAAUAAAAUAUGAGUUUACAGAAUGCUUAACAUUAUUGAUGAAUUAUCCAACCGGUAUAGAUGUAACUUAUUUAGUCUAUAUGGCGUUACAUUUGUAUAGACCACAUUCAUAUAACAAACCGUCGAAUAUCUACGAUUACUAUUCCAUCUUCCAUAGCAUUACUAUUGGUGAUGACGACAAUAAUAAUAAUAAUAAUAAUAAUAAUAAUAAUAAUAAUAAUGUUACAAACAGCAAAACCAAUGAUAUAUCCGAUAACACCGGUUGUAGUAGUAAUGACAACUAUAAUUAUGAUGUAAAAACUACGAAUUAUGGCAAAAACGAUAGUGAUGUUGAUAAUAUUGACAAAAUAAUCAACAUUGAGAACAGCUAUAAUGAUAGUAAUAACAACGUCAAAAAUAAUCCAAUAUCAUCUCUUCCAUCAUUAAGUAAUAAAAUAAAAUCUAAAAUAAAGAAUGCACGUUUUAGUAAUAUUUUCAACAGUUAUCGAGAAAAAAACAAUAUAGAUAAUCCUAUUACUAACACUGAUAUUAUAAAACGAAGUAAAACAUUUAAAAAUAGGAAACAAGUAAUAGAUAUACCAAAAAGGAGAUCAUUAGCUGAUUUAACAAGUUCAAAGAAAUCAAUACACACCAAGUCAAAUGAAGAAAAUAUUCGACUUUCAGACAUAAUGAUAUCGACUGAAAGCACAAACAAUAAUAAUUGA